AUGCUGCCCUGGGUUGAAUGGUUCGUCUUCGGCAUGCAGCCCCGAGGCCCUCCGCCGCCUGUCCUCCUGGCUGAACCGCCUUACGCCGACGACCGGGACUACAUCCCGCACGGCAUCCCCUUCUCGGCCGACGGCCUGUACGUCCACGCGCCCGUCGAGGUCCGCGUGAGCGACACCUCGCUCGCCUCCAACGCGCGGCCCAAUGGCUCGAAGCUGUACCUGAACACCGCGCUGGACCGGCCGUACCACGCAGACCCGCCGUAUCGAGAGCGGUACUAUGAAGCGUUUGAGUGGCUAAUCAAGUACUUGGGGGCGAAGCCGCACUGGGCCAAGAAUUCUAUCGAGAGCGAGGCAAUUUAG
Messenger RNA from Colletotrichum orchidophilum, 360 nucleotides. Its product is annotated as D-arabinono-1,4-lactone oxidase. Gene Ontology annotation, molecular function: D-arabinono-1,4-lactone oxidase activity. The coding region runs from base 1 to 360 and encodes 119 amino acids. The transcript has 2 exons. Gene Ontology annotation, cellular component: membrane. The record is from RefSeq and is a predicted model, not a curated record. NCBI's taxonomy places the organism in Eukaryota, Fungi, Ascomycota, Sordariomycetes, Glomerellales, Glomerellaceae.